Cutaneotrichosporon cavernicola is the source of this 1083-nucleotide messenger RNA. RefSeq lists its product as uncharacterized. Lineage: Eukaryota; Fungi; Basidiomycota; Tremellomycetes; Trichosporonales; Trichosporonaceae. The transcript is spliced from 4 exons. Gene Ontology annotation, molecular function: oxidoreductase activity, acting on the CH-OH group of donors, NAD or NADP as acceptor; NAD binding. Bases 1 to 1083 code for a protein of 360 amino acids. The record is from RefSeq and is a predicted model, not a curated record.
AUGCUGACGAACCUCCUACACGCGCGAGCGGCCGCAACCCGGACCACGGGCGUGUUCCGCUUUUCUCGCUGGUCCAGCACAGCCGCCAAGCCGCGCGUGCUGAUGCUUGACCCGAUCAACCUGGCCAAAGCUGAGCUUGCGACGCUAGAGAAGGAGGCCACUUUGAUUCCUCUCAAAAGCUCUGACCGCGCUUCGUUCAUCAACGAUCUGAAGGGCGAUUACAAUGGCAUCACCGGCAUUUACCGUCAUUUCAAGGGCACGGGCUCGAUCAAUGUCACUGGGCGCUUCGACGAUGAGCUUGUUGCUGCUCUACCGUCUACACUCCGCUUCAUUACCUCAAACGGAGCUGGUUAUGACCAAAUUUCUGUGGAACCUUGUUCCGCCCGGGGCAUUCAAGUGUCCAACGUUCCGUCCGUCACCGACAACCCAACCGCGGACACCGCCACCUUCCUGCUCCUGUCGGUGUUGCGCCAGUUCCCCACCGCUCUCACGGAGGCUCGGGCAGGGUCGUUCCACAAGAACCUACCCCUCUCCAACGACCCCCACGGCAAGGUUCUCGGCAUACUCGGCAUGGGAGGAAUUGGUCGGGCGUUCGCGAAGCGUGCCAAGGCCCUCGGAAUGACCAUCCAGUACCAUAACCGUAACAGGUUGCCGGAGGAUCUCGAGCAGGGCGCCAAGUAUGUCUCCCGCGACGAGCUGCUUUCCACCUCGGAUGUGGUCUCCCUAAACCUUCCCCUCAACGCACACACAAAGCACACGAUCUCCGCUCCCGAGCUGAAGGCAAUGAAGAAGUCGGCAAUCCUCAUCAACACCGCUCGCGGAGCCGUUGUGGAUGAGCCGGCCCUCAUUGCAGCUCUUGAAUCGGGCGAGAUUGCUGGCGCGGGCUUAGAUGUCUACGAGAACGAGCCAACGAUUCCUAAGCAGCUGCUGCAGCACCCGAAGGCUGUCUGCCUUCCGCACAUCGGCACCCUCUCGUACGAAACCCAAAAGGAGAUGGAGGCAUUCUGCAUCCGCAACCUGAGGGCAGGGCUCUCGACAGGCGACCUUGCCAACGUCGUGCCAGAGCAGAAGGGCAUGUGGUAA